CAAUACGGUAACGCCCAAGUGAGGAGAAGCCUCCUCAGUAAGAGCAAACUGGUAUCAGCAAAAGAAAUGUGUCAAAACGGUAACUGAUAGACUUCGUGGACGUCGUGUCUGAGAAGAGAGAAAAUUUGAGAGAGAAAAGCUGGAAUUUAAAGGAAUUUAAAGGAACUAUAGCGAGAAACUGUAGACCCAGGCCCCCCAAAAAAAAACGCGGCAGGAGUUGGUGACCGUGCUGAAUGAAGGAAUGAAUUCCCGAUCUCUUCUCCCUCAAAACAUGUGUGUCACUCGUUAGACAAAGAGAAUCCUUAUCCUUUCCUUCAGAAGACGAAGAUACUUGGAACAAACUAUUAUAAUCUAUUAUAAUCAAUUGGGUCUAGGCUCAGACUGUUUUUUGUUUGUUGUUGUAAAAAAAGUAUAAGGAAUUUGGUCUUCCUCGGUCCAUCUCGAAGUCCAAAAAAGAUAUUAGUAAAGAGUAUCCAAGAAAUCGUUGAAUAUGCAAUCCAAGGCCUCGUUCUACAAGCGAGUCGCACUCCACUUUUCGCUGUGUCGACUGGCGUGCGGUAGCCUGAACGUGAACGUCCAUGAGGAAGGUCCCCCCUCGCGAGUCCGUCCUCAACAUGCUUGGAAAAAAGUCCACCCUUCGUCGUCGUCGGCGCAAGAUGAAAUUGUUGCGGUGUUGCAUCCGCAACGACCGCGUGAUCCAGAGAUGGAAAGCCGGAUGCAAGAAGCUUUUAAUUAAGGCUCCGACUUGGAAUCACUUCGAUUGGAAUUAUGUAUGGUUCUGGUAUUUGGUAACCGGAAUUAGAUCCUAAGGGUUCUCUUCUUGUUUUCCCUUAGGAUCAAACUCAGGUUACCAAAUACCAGAACCAUACAAAUUACUUAAUAGAGGCUUUCGAUUAAAAGGGUCAUUGCUCAGGAUCAUUUAGAUUGGAAUCACUGACACCAAAAAGGAGACCCCCUGAGAGAACCAACAGGGUAGUUCAUCAUUUAGAUUGGAAUGCCUGACACCAAAAAGGAGACCCCCUGAGAGAACCAACAGGGUAGUUCAUCAUUUAGAUUGGAAUGCCUGACACCAAAAAGGAGACCCCCUGAGAGAACCAACAGGGCACUAAACUAAGGGAAAUAUACGGGGGAUAAACUAGCACGGGAGAAUAGGGCCGACCUUUAAUUUGAUCGAGCUUAUGCACAUUUUCUCGACCAAUUCGACAUGCAGGGCUACCGCCAACAAGCGGAGCAAAUCUCCUUUCUUGCGGGUCAACCGGGUUUCAAAUUAAGGCAUGAAUAUUGAGAACGCUUAGUUAUAGUAGUAGAUAAGUUCUUACCCGACUUUUCUUUUCCGUAGGUUUUUGUCUUUUCCUAGGUAGGUCUGCUCCAACACGAAUACUAGUCGUGUGUUGACUGAGUAGAAGAGGCACAUGUACCUGUACGAGGUGAAUGAAUCAAGAAAAUCGCUUUGAAAAUAUAUUCUUUCUUCAUGUUACCAUGGAUCAAUCAUACCAUGGGUACUCACUGCAUUCACAUUCUUAGUUACUCGUCUUCAGAUGCAUAGUGAGAGAGAGUUCCUCUAACGUCCGCUGCAGUGGCCUCUGCGCCGCACUGUGACUUUGGGGUUCCACCUCCGCAGAUGCCUAAGGCCACAGCCGUCGCGCCUUUUCCUGGAGGUAUCGCUUCAAGGCUUUUCUUAAGGCUAGAAAUUUCUCACUAUCCCAUGUGAUCUAUGCUGAGUGGAGCUGGAGCCCCACUUGAUUAGGUAGAAAAAGGCGAAUAAGAACAACUACAGUACUGGAUAAGGAGAGGCAACUAAGGCGGAAAAAGGGGAGCACGCUCAUUCAGGCAUAGUGAGAAGCUGGCGCUAAUUUUCGGAGCGGAUCUGAGCCAAGUGGUCACUAAGCUCGCAUCAAACGCGGCGACUGCGGGAGAUAGCAAAAAUGCAUUUCCUGGCAUUCUUAUGGGUAAUUUUUUAUCAGGAAAUGCAUUUUUGCUAUCUCCCGCACACUUAUUAUCUAGUAAAGAACAAUUUAUCAUUUUCUCGAGAAUACACCCUCCUCUCCCCAUGUCAGACUCCGCCGCUCCCUAGAGUGCUUAUAAAAAACUACUCCUACCUCCUUAUAAACUACUCCUACCUUAUAAACUACUCCUACCUUAUAAACUAAUCCUACUAGUUAGCAAAAAUGCAUUUCCUGGCAUUCUUAUGGGCGCCAAUCAAUUUGAUUCUAGAGUGUCAGGAGACUCUUCCGUACUACGUCUUUGACUUACCCCUCGAAUGGGUAAACUACUACUACUACUACUAAUGCUACUACUACGCGCUACUACUAGUACGACAACGACCACUAUGGUCUUUCUCCCUUCUCGAGAACACAUGGGUCAAUCGUUCUCGUCCUCUCUUUUCAUUACCAUGGCAACCCAGGCUUUGGCGCAGGGAGCGGGGUUAAUCCAGAGCGCGAUGCACGUCAUCCUGCAAGUUGUUCCACCUCUCAUUCCGCCACCUGUAUGGAUCAACCAGCCGCUUCCCUGUCUACCGAUUUAUGUAUUAAAUCUAUAAGAUUGAUCUUAAUCUUCACCGUCUUCUAGGCAUAAUGCCUAAGGCAUUUCUCUUUAUUCAUAAGCUUGUUUUCCUUCUCCUCUUACUCUACUCUCAAGCGCGGACGACCUCGUCAUUGAGAAGUAAGGUGCAAUGGGCCGACAGGACACUAACAUCAAGCAGAAGUAAGGACACUUUCAUACCAACUGCUGCAACUACAACUAAUUACAAUCAAACCAGCCACCGCUAAUCCUCGGUAACCGGAAUGAACUGUCUUGGCUCAGUGCUCUACCCGAUCACAGCUGCUGACUUUGUUACCGCGGACAUCACGGACGCUCAGCUCAGUGGUACAAUCGCCGAUUUUCCCCGACUGUACAGAGAUCGCAUUGGAAGCACGUUAUGAAGAAAGAACUUUUCGGAAUCUGUUGGAGUCUUUGAAAAAUAGAGUUCUCUGACAACGAAUGGUUCUAGUAUUUGGUAACCUGAAGUUGAUCACAAGGAAAAGGAAAACAAGUUACAUGCUUGUGGUAGGUGUAGGAGGUAAUUUGAGAAGCAUAUAUGUACUUACAUGCUUGUGGUAGGUGUAGCAGGUAAUUUGAGAAGCAUAUAAGUACUUACAUAUUCUGUCGUGCGCUUGCUAGAGUCGUGUCAGAGCUCCUUAGAGCUGCAGUUUAUCUUUACUAUUCCCUCCCCUGUUCAUGCGUAUCGAACGAUGCGUACAAGGUGUGCUUUGGGGCGUACAUGGGGAUGCAGUGCGCGUCCGUCUUCCCAGCGUGCUCUACGAUAAUGGCCCGCGAAGAACCCGGUCCAGUUGGCCGUCUCCCCUUGUGCUUCACUAGUUGCAUUUAUGCUGUAGUUUUAAUAAAUUAUACAGGACUACAACCACCACCAACGUGAAUGGUUCUGGUAUUUUUGGUAUAGCCUGAAUUUGAUCACAAGGCUUCUCUUCCUGUAUUUAUACCUACAACUCUAUAUAUUCGAGGAUCCACACGACAGUUGUCGUUGUUUUUUCUAGCUCAAAGAAGGGUUAAGUUACUGCGAAAUCCGAGGCAGACUUUGGAGCAGAUUCGCGUCAUCGCGUUACCGAUGUCGUUCUUCCAGUUGUUCUUAGAAUUAGACAUGAUUUACAAUAGAUGAAUUAGGCGUAACUAAUUGUAUGCGACAAAGAAAGGUCUUGUAGUUGCCCUCCUCUUUCAUACUCAUCUUACGCUGGUCGCCUGUCCCGGUAUCUGGAUCACGGAUAUGAAGGACGAGUGUAGUAUGGUCGCCGCCCCACCGAUGUGUUCGAUGGCCGUUUUCGUGAACAUGGCGUUGCUUCCACCACAGUAUCAAACCUUCGAGGCGUCGUUGGGUGUACCAUUACGGCUUUUCAUGCACCUAAAUCCUAUACCUCUAGUCUGGGUAGUACAGCACCCGUACUAUCCAGGUUUUUAAAAAAGCGUUGUACUACUUCUAUCCUCGUCAAGAAGAGACCAUAAUGCGGGCUAAAAAUGACUACGUUCCUGUUCAGGGAAAUCGGUUUCGAGGUAACAAAUCAUAGUCUCUAUUUCAACGUUGUAUCCGCGAGAGUAUGUUCACCACUAUGUUCAUCAUAGUGGUGGUAGUACGUUUUCAUUCACGUUAAUCAUAUCUUCCCGGAAUGUGGGUGGAUACAGUAAACGUUGUAUUCUAAUUACAGGACUAGGGUAACGUUAUAUCCUAUCAUUCAUGUAGGAGAUAUAUUUCUCAAAAGGCUUCUACUAUUACGGCCAACAAGUAGACUUUUUUUCGGCGUUUUCAGAGUCGUGAAUGCUCACCUCCUUGAGGCCCCCCAUCCUAUCCCAAGAGUCCGAGUGGCGGAGUAGGAGAUGGCACUAUCUUCACUGAGGGAAGAAUCUUGGAUAUUGAUGGAUAGUUACUCUAAGAUUCGCGGAAUGCCCGCAGGCUCCGGCAAGUCUCGGGGCGUUGGAACCAGGACAGGAGUUUGAUCUCUACAGCGUCUCCGAAGCGGGACCGAGUCCAUACGAUGCAGCAGGAACCGGAUCAGUUCCGCAUGCGUUCUAAGCAGUAGAUGUGGAGCAUCUGCACCGUGUUUUACUGUUAUCCUUACAUAUUUUACUAGCAAAGCUAUUCCUUGGCAGAUCUCUGGCAAGGCUAUCCCUUCAGAAUGGUAGAAGACUUAGCAUUUCUUAUUGUAGUGCUAUGUCGUCGUGAUGAAUGUUCAAUGUUGUUGUAAAAAUAGAUGCAAAUCCAGUUCUAGUACUAUGAUAUUAUGUUUGUUCAUCGCAUCGGGUUCAUAAUUUCUUUCCAGCUAUUGCUCAACCACCUCAAAGAGACUCUCUUCCCAUCUGGUCUCUCCAUAACGAACAAUGCUGUACAGACCCAAAAAAUGUAAUGUCCCUACCUGAGUGAUGGAAUGAAUGAAUGCCUUCCGAUUUCAGUAAAAGAUAGUAAAGAUUGUGAUCUGUUCUGCCUUAUUCCGCUCUUGCACAGAUUGACUGCACAGAUUGAUUUUUGCUUUUGGGUUUUAUCGGAACGACCGUUGGUUGAAGUUGUUAGUUUUUUUUGCAGCAUUUCAGUUGUCAUACUAGUUGAUGUUGCCACAAAAAUGUUUUUUGUCAACACAAGAGUCAGAUAGGAUCACCAGCACUUACUAAAACUCAACAACAUUUUUGAGCAAACACUGAUAGUUUGAAUUCCAGAACAACAUCCUUUUCAGAAACGGAG
Molecule: messenger RNA, 5224 nt
Organism: Amoebophrya sp. A25
Lineage: Eukaryota; Dinophyceae; Syndiniales; Amoebophryaceae
Source: the annotation of a GenBank genome assembly